CCCCCUUUCCCCUUCAGCCGGCGGCACGUGUUUUUGUUUACGAUAGUUUAUGUUCGAGGCUGUGCAUUGAUUAUUAUUGCCUCAUCUUCCGAUCCGUGGUGUACUCCGAAUUUCGCAGAAUGUCCGGCGUUUUUGGACAAAGGAUUCGCGUCUACCGUGAAGCUAUAAACUUUUACAAUCAGUCGAGUAAAAUAUUCAAGAGCCAAGUCUCGGCGGUGCAGCUUUCCUGCCGAAGUUACGCCAGAGGGUCCAGAGGCAACAAAGAACCUCCUGCCGACGGUGGAGGUGACACAGACCUGAACACAAAAGAGGUGCAAAACCUAUUAAAACAUUCGACCGUCGGAUACCCGCAAGAUUUUCUAGGCCCGGACCACACAUGGCAAACGAAUCCGUACAAAGAAGACCCGUCGCUGGAGAGGCGCCUCAAAGAAAGAAACCAGGCUGGUCAUGCAUUUAGGCCAAAAGUAAAUCCCUCAGACACAUCAAUCCUAAUCUUCCCUGGUCAGGGCGUGCAGUACGUGGGAAUGUGUAAGGAGCUCCUCAAGUUCCGUUUGGUGCAGGACCUUUUUGAAGCCGCCAGCUCAAUUUUGAACUACGACCUCCUGAAACUCUGCCUCGAAGGUCCCAAGGACAAGUUGGACGAAACCAAGUAUUGCCAGCCGGCGGUUGUUGUGUCUUCACUGGCGGCCGUUGAGUGGCUCAAAGAGGAGAGACCUUCGGCCAUCGAAGGAUGUGUUGCCACAGCUGGUUUCAGCAUAGGCGAGAUCACAGCCCUCAUUUUUGCCGGAGCAAUAUCUUUUGAAAGUGCCAUCAAACUGGUGAGGGCCAGAGCCGAGGGGAUGCAGUACGCGUCCGAAAUGGUCAACUCGGGAAUGGCCACGGUCAUUUACGGGCCUGAUUCUCAAUUGGGAGUUGCGUGCAACAAAGCUGUGGAACACUGCUUGGAAAGGAGGAUAGAGAGACCUGUUUGUCAAGUGGCUAAUUAUCUGUACCCACAUUGCAAAGUUGUCGCAGGCAACGUUGAGGCUUUGGAUUUUCUGGCCAAAAACGCAUCCAAAUUUAAUCUGAGAAAAGUGAGGCGCCUUCCGGUCAGCGGCGCCUUCCACACCCCUCUGAUGGAGCCCGCAUUGGAACCCUUCAAAGCAGCCCUGAGGAAAGUCCAGGUGCAGGAUCCGCUGGUUUAUGUGCACUCGAACGUUGACGGCAAGUAUUACAGCAACGCCAAACAAAUUCGGAAACUACUUCCCUUGCAAAUUGUGAAACCAGUGAAGUGGGAACAAACUCUGCACGUGCUCUUCGAGCGGCCGGAAGGGGAGAGCUUUCCGAGAACUUUCGAAUGCGGUCCGGGCAAAUCGUUGAGAGCGAUUUUGAAGCAAGUCAAUAGCAAAGCUUACGACACCAGUUUCAGUUAUUCGUCGUAAACAUGCAUUAAAUAAUAAAAGUCAAAAUUAAUCUUUUAAA
Messenger RNA from Neocloeon triangulifer, 1461 nucleotides. It is a transcript of the gene beg, whose product is annotated as probable malonyl-CoA-acyl carrier protein transacylase, mitochondrial. Gene Ontology annotation, molecular function: transferase activity. The transcript is spliced from 4 exons. NCBI's taxonomy places the organism in Eukaryota, Metazoa, Arthropoda, Insecta, Ephemeroptera, Baetidae. Bases 120 to 1421 code for a protein of 433 amino acids. The record is from RefSeq and is a predicted model, not a curated record.